UGAGGCAAAUCAAAUCAGCGUUGCUGGCAAGCUACCACACUCCGUUGUACCUGGAGCGACCGAGUUUGGUUCAUCGAGCAGGAACCUGAAGUCACGGAGAAUGAAACCGGACCAAGUCGAUCGGCUCGUCCAGGCAUUGGCCAGUAGUCCUCUACUGCAAAUUCACAUCUCGCGGCGCUGGUGGGAUGGGGCCGCGGACGAUACGACGAUGGCAUCUGAGGCCACGCCGUCGCUUACAGAUGGGUCAUCCUCAUCGCCAACGACGCUGUUCUCGCAUGCGGACGAAGCGCUCGGAAGCGAGCAGCGUUCGCCAGGUAAAGUCCGUCUAUCGUUGGAAGAGGGAUUUGCACGAACUCGUCUUGAGGAAGGCAGAUCCAAAGUGCUUGUCUCUCCGCUAUCAACGAGCUUUGGCGGUAUCGCUCUCGUUGACCCGAAAGUUUAUGGUUCUCCCAUUUGUCUCGUGUCGAGAGACUAUCGGCUGGGUGCCAGGGUUCUCGAGCAUGGCGCCUGCUCCUAUCACACCCUCGCUUACGGAACGACUGUGCAAAGCAACUUGCGGAUCGAGCCACCUUCGAGCCGGAGCGCCAACUGUCGGGUUCUGUUGCAGGUUCUCAACCAAACUUUGGAGCGCCGGACCGGCGAGAAGAGUCACUUGCUCUUAGCUGAACUCGAUGUUACUGAGAGCUUCACCAGGGCGGCUUUGGCUGAGCUCUCCGUACACGCAGGAAUCUCGCUUUGGGAUAUCCAGCAAAUGGCGUCGAGCCCAAGGGCUGAAGAGAAAGGAGAGUCCUUCAACUGGUGCGCGCUUGCUGACGAGCUCUCAAAUGCUAAGGCCGUAGGCGAGAUGAUCGAGGCCGCUGCAUCUGCAUUCGCCAACCUGACGGCUGAAACGUGCACUAUGCAGACGCUCACUAUGAUGUCUGAGCUUGAGCGUCUCAAGACUCAGCAUCAAGACUUCCUCGUUCUCCGCUCGACUGGCCGUCACGCAAACGGGAUGGUAUCGGGUCUCCAUGUCCCGUACGUUUCACAGCACCUUGAUCGCCUGCUGUACACUGUCAGUCCCAGCAACAAACGAGGCGAAGCGUCCAGAGCCGCACGGCUACUGCGUGAUCGAGUUGUCGCUGCCGUGGCAGGGAAUUGUCGGCGCGAGUCUGCCUUCGAUGUCCGGAUCUGGUGGGGUGAUCAGAUGCGUCAGGUUCACUGCGUACCGUUGCACGAAGAUACUGGAGGCGAGCCAACCGCCUGGGCCGCGUUCCUCAGUGGUGAGUCCGAGUUCGUCGCUUUCACGUCUGUGUUGAGCUGAUCAUGAAGACCUUGGGAGGUACCCUGGCUGCUUGUAUCAAGCGUUCCGACUUAGCUAUCUAUCAUAAUUACUUCGUGGACUUUUCGACGUCUGCGCCACCUGCCAUAACCUGCAGAUACGCUU
This is a messenger RNA of Baudoinia panamericana UAMH 10762, 1426 nucleotides long. RefSeq lists its product as uncharacterized. The transcript has a single exon. Bases 101 to 1303 code for a protein of 400 amino acids. NCBI's taxonomy places the organism in Eukaryota, Fungi, Ascomycota, Dothideomycetes, Mycosphaerellales, Teratosphaeriaceae. The record is from RefSeq and is a predicted model, not a curated record.